Messenger RNA from Prorocentrum cordatum, 771 nucleotides. The record is from the annotation of a GenBank genome assembly. Lineage: Eukaryota; Dinophyceae; Prorocentrales; Prorocentraceae.
AUGCAGUACGUGUGGGGUCUGACCAGCAAGGCGGGAUUGCGGCCCGUAUCUUGGCUCAGUGCUUAUUACACCGAUACCUACUUCUGCUUCGACGUCAGGAAGCAGCCUGGAGUGCGGGGGCACGUCGCUCUCACCAUUGACGACGGCCUUUGCCGCCAAAGAGACGCUGGGCAGUCGAUGGCGGACGAAGUGGGGGAUCUGUUGAAGCAGCACGGGGCGAACGCCACGUUCUUCGUCUGCUCGGACUAUGUCCGCGAACCCCGGCUGGAAGGGCAAGCCAGGCGGUUGGUCGCGGACGGCAACGAGCUUGGGAAUCAUUGCGCAAAGGAUCGCGAGUAUGCCUCCCUGUCUGCCGACGACUUCGGGCAGGUCUUUAGCGAGGCGAACGGCACCUUGACAGCGCUGCUCGGGGAGGGCGACAGGGUGCGCUGGUUCCGCGCGCCUCAGGGCAGGUACACCCGCGCCAUGCGCGACUCCGUGGAGCGGGCAGGCAUGCAGCACGCGCUCGGGGAUGCCUACUGCGACGACUGGAUGCAGGGGUCCGACCCCGAGUGGAUCGCGCGAACACUGCUGAACCAGCUUCGUGACGGUUCCAUCGUCAUCAUCCACAUGCCAGUAGGGCGCGGCUUCCGGCAGUGGCUCUACCGGGCCCUGCAGCUGCUCCUGGAGGGCCUGGCGGCGAGAGGGCUGCGGGCGGUGACUCUCUCCAGGCUGGCGUCCCUGGCCGAGCAGGAGAGUGCUGCGGUGAGCUCCCCGCCUCCGUAUCGUUGA